Messenger RNA from Passer montanus (Eurasian tree sparrow), 1734 nucleotides. Its product is annotated as pancreatic alpha-amylase-like. The transcript has 10 exons. The record is from RefSeq and is a predicted model, not a curated record. The coding region runs from base 40 to 1578 and encodes 512 amino acids. NCBI's taxonomy places the organism in Eukaryota, Metazoa, Chordata, Aves, Passeriformes, Passeridae. Gene Ontology annotation, biological process: carbohydrate metabolic process. Gene Ontology annotation, molecular function: alpha-amylase activity; cation binding.
CAGUUAGUUAGAAGAGCCCAGCUGAUCACAGAGCACUGGAUGGGGAUCUAUUUUCUGCUGUUAGUUGCAGGGCUUUGUUGGGGGCAGUACAACCCCAACACUGUCCCCAAGAGAACCUCCAUUGUGCAUCUCUUUGAAUGGCGCUGGCAGGAUAUUGCUGAGGAGUGUGAACGCUACUUAGCUCCUAAUGGAUUUGGAGGAGUUCAGAUUUCACCUCCAAAUGAAAAUGUUAUCAUUACUGACCCCCGGCAACCCUGGUGGGAAAGAUACCAGCCUGUCAGCUACAAGCUGUGCACAAGGUCUGGAAAUGAAACUGAAUUUAAAGACAUGGUGACCCGGUGCAACAAUGUUGGAGUGCACAUUUACGUGGAUGCAGUAAUCAACCAUAUGUCUGGAGCUAAUGCUGGGGCUGGUGACCAUGCUACUUGUGGAAGCUAUUUCAAUGCAAAGACUGAAGAUUUCCCAGCUGUGCCCUAUUCUGGCUGGGACUUUAACGAUCAUAAAUGUAAAUCUAGAAGUGGAAACAUUGAGAAUUAUCAUGAUAUAUCUCAGGUCCGGGACUGCCGUGUGACCGGCCUUCUGGAUCUGGCCCUGGAGAAGGACUAUGUGCGCUCCAAGAUUGCAGAAUACAUGAACCAUCUCAUUGACAUUGGUGUAGCAGGAUUCCGAAUUGAUGCUGCCAAGCACAUGUGGCCUGGGGACAUAAAAGCAUUUCUGGACAAGCUGCAUAAUCUGAACACUCAAUGGUUUUCUGCCGGAAGUAGACCUUUCAUUUACCAGGAGGUAAUUGAUUUGGGUAGCGAGCCCAUCAAAGGCAGCGAGUACUUUGGAAAUGGCCGAGUGACAGAAUUCAAAUACGGUGCCAAACUGGGAACAGUGCUCCGCAAGUGGAACGGAGAAAAGAUGGCCUACUUAAAGAACUGGGGAGAAGGCUGGGGCUUUGUGCCUUCUGACAGAGCCCUGGUCUUUGUGGAUAAUCACGACAACCAGAGAGGACACGGGGCUGGUGGAGCUUCUAUUCUAACCUUCUGGGAUGCCAGGCUCUAUAAAAUGGCAGUUGGCUUCAUGCUUGCCCAUCCUUAUGGGCUCACACGUGUGAUGUCAAGUUUUCGCUGGCCAAGAUAUUUUCAAAAUGGAAAGGACGUCAAUGACUGGUACGGACCCCCAAGUAACGCAGAUGGCUCCACAAAGGCCGUCACCAUCAACGCGGACACGACCUGUGGCAACGACUGGGUUUGUGAACAUCGCUGGCGUCAAAUCAGGAACAUGGUUAUCUUCCGUAACGUGGUGGAUGGUGAGCCUUUCUCCAACUGGUGGGACAAUGGCAGCAAUCAAGUGGCUUUUGGCCGUGGUAACAAAGGCUUCAUCAUCUUCAAUAAUGAUGACUGGCCCUUGAAUGUAUCUCUGCAAACCGGUCUGCCUGCUGGCACUUACUGUGAUGUCAUUUCUGGGCAAAAGGAAGGUGACUUCUGUACAGCAGUUGAAGUACAUGUUGCUGCUGAUGGCAUGGCUAAUUUCCUAAUUGGGAAUGAAGACCAAGACCCAUUUAUUGCCAUUCAUGUUGAUGCUAAAUUGUAACCGGAUGUGUUGUACAUGUGCUGUUCCUUCUCCUCUGUAUCUUUGUUAACAGCAAACAGAUGUGCAGAAUGUCCUGCCUCUCAGGACUGCAUGAACCGAGACAGAGCAAAGUGUGUUAGCUGUGUUACCAAUGAAAUAGUGAGCAGCUGCUGUACA